AUGUGCCGCUACUACGCCCAUCAGCACGCGUGCAAGCACACGCAAUUCUCCUUCGCCGCCUUCUGCGACCCGGCCUCGCUGAUCCAGAACCCGUGCGGCGAGCGCCACAUCUGGGCCACCAUCGUGCUCGGCGACCCGUGCGACGAUUGCAGAGCCGCCGUGACGGCAGCGGCGGCGGGGGCGACUGGCGGAGGAGAAGGAGGAGAUAGUGGGAAUCGGGGGGGUGCGUAUGAGCGCGGAUACCCGUUUGCGCACGGCUACGGCCAAGGGAGGCAAUGA
Thermothelomyces thermophilus ATCC 42464 is the source of this 279-nucleotide messenger RNA. RefSeq lists its product as uncharacterized. Bases 1 to 279 code for a protein of 92 amino acids. The record is from RefSeq and is a predicted model, not a curated record. NCBI's taxonomy places the organism in Eukaryota, Fungi, Ascomycota, Sordariomycetes, Sordariales, Chaetomiaceae. The transcript has a single exon.